This is a messenger RNA of Meriones unguiculatus (Mongolian gerbil), 7441 nucleotides long. It is a transcript of the gene Sack1b, whose product is annotated as family with sequence similarity 83 member B. The record is from RefSeq and is a predicted model, not a curated record. Lineage: Eukaryota; Metazoa; Chordata; Mammalia; Rodentia; Muridae. Gene Ontology annotation, cellular component: membrane; cytoplasm. Gene Ontology annotation, biological process: epidermal growth factor receptor signaling pathway. The transcript has 5 exons. Bases 682 to 3720 code for a protein of 1012 amino acids.
GUUUCCAGGCUCGCCCCUCACAGAUUGAAUCUGGAUUGGAGCGGGAGGAAGACUGAGCACAUCAGCUAAGUGCAGAAUGUUAAAGUAGGUCAGAACCACUGACAGAACUGCUUUGGUCAAGUCAGCUUUGUGGUUCUCGUAACCCAGGAUGAAGCUGUGCUGUGAGCCCUACCAUGGACAUCAGGACUUCAAACCAGUAUAGACACCCCUGGCCUGACUGAGAUGAAGCCCCGUGUGUCUUUCCGUGGAGCAGGGAGCAAGGAGUCAGCCAUGGCGCCUCCAGCUACAGAAGGACAGGAAGUCUGACCUCCACACCUGGCUCAGGCUUAUCUGCUCAGCUUAGUCUCUUACUCCUAAACUAAGCCUGUUUUCCUGAAUAGCAGAGUUUUUUCUCCCUGAAUCCUGAGUACCCUCUUCAUUUCUUGUUCUUUUGCCUGUGUUUUUUGGCUUCGUCUGGUAUGAAAGUAUUUUCUGCAGGAUGAGUUUUUGUUGUUGUUGUUGUUGUUGUUGUUGUUUUUUCUCAUAGCCCUACCUUCAGCUGUAGAAGCGUUCUUCCUGCUCAAGGCUGACCGUAGCUCAUCUAUUAUGUACCAAUCUCUACUUGCUUUUAUUCUUAAACCAGUACCUCUUGGCCCCGCACAGAUGAACAUUUGAAAGCGUCCUCGUCCAGCGCCCGCGAGCAUGGAGACCUCCUCGCUGCUCUCCUCACUAAAUGAUGAGUGCAGGUCUGACAACUACAUCGAGCCUCACUACAAGGAGUGGUACCGUGUGGCGGUGGAUGCUCUCAUCGAACACGGGCUGGAAGCCUACCAAGAGUUCCUCGUCAAGGAGCGAGUGUCAGACUUCCUAGCCGAGGAGGAAAUUAACUACAUUUUGAAAAAUGUCCAGAAGUUCUCACAGAACACGGAACGUGGUUCCGAUAAUUGCUGUGACGACGGCUCGUCUUCAGGGACGUACUGGCCCAUGCAGUCCGAUGUGGAGGCUCCGAAUCUUGAUUUAGGCUGGCCCUAUGUGAUGCCCGGACUCCUAGGGAGCACCCACAUUGACCUCCUCUUUCACCCGCCGAGAGCACAGCUACUCACCAUCAAGGAAACCAUUCGGAAGAUGAUAAAGGACGCAAGAAAGGUGGUUGCUAUAGUGAUGGAUGUAUUUACUGAUGUGGAUAUUUUCAAAGAAAUAGUAGAAGCAUCAACACGAGGAAUAUCUGUAUACAUUUUACUUGAUGAGUCCAAUUUUAAUCACUUUCUUACUAUGACUGAAAAACAGGGCUGCCAAAUUCAACGUCUCAGGAACAUUCGAGUACGGACGGUAAAAGGCCAAGAUUAUCUUUCAAAAACAGGAGCGAAAUUCCACGGGAAAAUGGAGCAGAAAUUUUUGUUAGUUGAUUGCCAGAAAGUGAUGUACGGUUCUUACAGCUACAUGUGGUCAUUUGAGAAAGCUCACCUCAGCAUGGUUCAGGUAAUCACAGGACACCUUGUAGAGUUAUUUGACGAAGAAUUCCGAACACUCUAUGCCAGGUCCUGUGUGCCAAGCGCUUUCGCUCAGGAAGAAUCAGUCAGGGUGAAGCCGGGCAAAGCCCUGUGGGAGAAUGGCCUUUACCAGCGCUCCAUUUCUUCGUUAGCUUCCGUCUCCAGCCAGAGAAACCUUUUCGGUAGACAAGACCAAAUUCACAAAAUAGAUUCCAGUUACUUCAAAGGCAGAGGGAUAUACACCCUAAACGAACAUGACAAACAGAGCAGCGUGAGGAACCACGGGUACAAGCCUCAUUUCCUUCCAAACUUCAACGGGCCGAAUGCCAUCCGCCACUUCCAGCCCAGUCAGAUCAACGAGAACUGGAAACGGCACAGUUACGCCGGGGAACAACCCGAAACAACACCCUACCUGCUGCUCAGCCGAGCUCUGAACCGACCCAACAACCCUCCGGGACCCUGGAGAAGGCCUUCAGACAGCCUCAGUGUGGCGUCCUCGCUGCGGGGAGGCCGGGCGGGCCAGCAGAACGCCCCUGCGCCGGGCUUCGCUGACCGGCUGGCCCAGAGGAAAGCCACCAACCUGGCAGACAGGAAUUCAAACGUGCGCAGGUCCUUUAACGGGACAGACAGCCACAUCCGCUCUCUGCAGCAGCGGAUGCCCACCCUGGAGAGCACCACCAAGUCUUUCCUGCGCAGCUGGAGAAUCGAGUCCUACUUGAACGAUAACUCCGAGGCCCCGCCCGAUUCGAACGGCUCCACCCUGGGGGACAGGUUUGAGGGCUACGACAAACCCGAGAACGGGAAAGCCAACGCGCUCUACACCCAUUCGAGGCUCCGGUCCUCCUUUGUGUUUAAACCCACCCUACCUGAACAAAAAGAGGUCAACAGCUGCACGACCGGCUCCUCAAAUUCUACCAUCAUUGGUUCCCAAGGAAGUGACACACCCCGGGAGGACCCGGACAGCUCCAAAAACGCACCGUCCUUGACUGAAAAGACCUCGCCCGGGUCAGUCCCCAAGCUCCCAACACAGUCAGAGGAACCACAGAGCCUGCAGGUUCCCGAAAAGCACCCAGCGGUCCUAAACCAGCCAACGAACGGCCGGAUGGAGCUCAACAACUGUAUAUACACCAAGCUGUGCGGAAACAAGCAGGUGGAGAACGGGAAAAGCCAGCAGAGCGAGAACCUGCUCAAAAGGCGAAGCUUCCCGUCCUUCGACCACUCAAAAGUCCAUUUAGACCAGGCGAGCAGCAAGAAUUACGUAUACAGUACCCUAACCAGAAAUCGGGUGCGACAGCCCGAGAAACCCAAGGAGGACGUGCUCAAGAGUUCCAAGAGCAUGCACAAUGUGACCCACAGCUCAGAGGAGGACGGAGACGAGGAGGUCAGGAGAGACCCCCCAAGUUGUCCGGCCACCAAAUCCAUUUCCAUUGCCGCCUUGCUGGACGUCAACAAGGAGGACCCCAGCAAGGAACUUACCUCUAAGAAGGAAGUCAAAGGCUCCCCAAGCUUUCUGAAAAAGGGGUCUCAGAAAUUAAGGUCCUUGCUUAGUCUCACCCCAGAGAAGAGGGAAAACCUGUCUAAAAACAAGGCGCCCGCCUUUUACAGAAUGUGCAGCAGCUCGGACACUUUGGUCUCCGAGGGGGAGGAGAAUCAGAAGCCUAAGAAGUCAGAACCCAGAGUCGAUGCAUCUCCCAGAAGAAAGCGUUCCUCCUCGUCGAAUUCCCAAGGCAGCGUCCACAAGAGCAAGGAGAACAUAGCGGUCAGCACGUCUCCAGGGAUAAAUGCCCACGCGGAGGAGAGCAGGAGAAUAGCGCCCUCACCGCGUCCUGCCGAGAGGAAGCUUUCCGAGAAGGCCGGAGACGCCUCUGCCCCGAGAUUCAACACCGAGCAGAUCCAAUACCGCGAUUCCAGGGAGAUGGGCGCACCCGUGGCCCCCGAAAGAAGGCCAACCUCUUCUCCGGCGCUCAAGUCCAACGAGCUUCUGAGGUCUCAUUCAACCAACCAGCGAGUUUACAGUCGGUUUGAGCCUUUCUGUAAGAUCGAGAACUCUAUUCAGCCAGCGAGCAGCGUGACCAACACACAUGUCAGCCGCCCAGAUGUCAAAUCCACACCUAUGGGCGGCGGCGGUUAUGGCAGGGCCAGCCCGAUGCUGAAUUACAAGACUGGUGCUUAUCAUUCAUACAACCCCAACGAAAACAAGUUCCGGGGAUUCAUGCAAAAGUUUGGAAACUUUAUACACAAAAACAAGUGAAAUGCUUUCGUUUCAAAGUGCGAUUGCGAUGUUAAAUGAAUGUGGCUGUAAAUAUCUGUCCAAAGCACACUGUAAUUUUUUGUACCAUGCCAAGAGUGUUCUGUAUUAGAACUGGAGAAAUGGAUAGCAGUAUACAAGGAAGAUGUUUUUUUGUGACAAAAAUCAAUUGUGCUUGGUUACCCUACAAAGGACUACCCUAGCAAACACAUUAAAAUUUUACUCUUAAAGGCCAACAGCUUUUUUAAAAUGUAAGAUCCAUUGUUUCCUAUCUACUAAAACUCUUGUGUUUAAUUAGAAGAAACCACAGUGAAGGGGCCACAUUUGGAUUUUUGAUCAUCCAUCCCAAAGUCUUUGUUUAAAAGCAGUUCAUAUUACUCAUCGCUGGUGCUUUUUGAUAUACCUUCGUGAUUUUUUUUUUUCAUAUUUUCAGAAAUACAGGAAAACACAACCAUGUUGGCAUAUUUGUUUACACACUUGAUUUGGGUUCUUAUAUCUACCACCCUUCUCCACCCCAAUCCCUUCCAGCACCCCAACACCAGGUAGGAGAAACAGGAGGUUGGGGUGGGGAGAGUGUUGAGUUCUUUUUAGACUACUUCCUGCUGAUUAGAGGCACUGAGUUUCAUGGGGCAAGAGCAGUCUUCAUCUUGUAAGGAUAUCUCCAGCUUCCUGUCUCUUUAAUCUUGACCAUGUUCCAGACCAGCAGCAGCAAGAAUGGGAACCAGCAGGAGGAACACCCACAACUCCUCUUUGGGCUCUGGUCUUUCUAUACCCUGUCUAGAACUCCCAGAAUUAAACCAUCGUCAGCUGGCAGAAUCCCACCCCUGCCAGUGUACUCACAAGGCAACUAGUUAGCUGCUGUGGACAAUCUGAAGCAGCCCCAUAUCCCACACCUGAAAUUAAAACACAAACAUGUUUACAUCACUUCACUGUUUUUUUUUUUUUUUUAGACACCAAAAUUCCUCCUUCAGAAUAAAGCCUCUUUUGUUGAUAAAUACUGUAGGAUAACUUAAUAUAUGCCAUUGUUUUAUUAUCUUUCCUAUGCAACAUUGCACAUAAAGAGUAACAUUUGAAUUUUAUAGGCCAGCAGGUUUUAUUAAGCCUGAAGUGUGCUGUCCACCAGCCUUAAGCGUCAGCCUUGAAUACUACGGACAAACACACAGGCUUUAUUUUCUAACUCUUAAAAACCGGGCAGUGUUCUGCUUUGCACAUCCUCCUCAGCUGUCCAUCUUUCGUAAUCAUUCCUUAAUUAAAAUCUGAUGCAAAAACCUUCUAAAACUGUGAAAUUCUUCAGACUCGUGAUUGAUAUGCCAGUGCAGAAAUGCUUUGUUUGAAAAUUGUUUGCUUUUUUAAAGUUUGGGUUGAAUGUGGUGUGCUAACACACUGUUUCAUGAGGGCUAGAUGGUGGCUGUGAGAACCAGGCCUUGUCUCUCAUUGUUAUAGGACCAGGCUGGAUGGAAACAUUUCCAUAUUUAGUUUCUUGGUUAUAGUCAAGUCAAGAAAUGAAAAGCUUCCUGUUUUGUGUAGAAACCUUUACAUGAACCUGUUUUAUUCAUGAAAUGUAAAAUUCAGGAAGCAAAAGAUAGUGUGAGAGGCGAGGCAUGAGGUGCUUUAAAAAUGCAUCAAAUAUCUUAUUUAAUACUUUCAAGCUUGCUAAGAAGAAUACUGUGUUGUCUUUAAAAUUCAGUAUUUGAUUGCUACUGUCCAAUGUCUGUAUUGUUAAAAUCAUUUACCAUAGGAGAAUCCGGAUAGGAGAGGCUAUGGAGUAGAACACCUAGCAUUUUCUGAGCACUUAACUAUAACCGGGUCAUGACCUGCAAACUCAUGCUCCAUCACAUGUCUGUUCUAAUUGGUUCAAGACCUUCUCUAUUGGAACUGAAGAAAGCCUUUACUUCCUAACAAGGAGUCAACCAGGAAAAGUUUAAUUGAAUUAAAUAGAUAGCAAGGACAUACUGGGACUGAAUUACUGUAGUAGGUAAAGUUAGAAUACUGAGGGGAGAUGCAGUUGUAACCUACUUUGGCAGGGCCAGUCUUAAUAGCUUCGUGGCUGUUUUGAUCUCCUGGUUGGCUUGUGACAAUGAUAGCAAAGGAGAGGGAACCAGAAUGGCUCAUUUGGGCUUUGACGAAGAAAAGACUGGCAGGGAAGGUAUGAGGGAAAAGGAGCCCAAUUUUGAACACUUAUAGUAGUACUAGCCAGGAUAUCCGGUUAAACAAAACUACACCUUACAGAAGUUAUGUACUUUCGAGAUGUGCAUGGCACUGGAUACUGUAGGCUGGAUUUUAGCACUAAACUAGUAUUUUGGUACAGCAUUCAUUGCUUUGCUGGCUUCUCUUCUGCCUUGUUUUCAGAACAUGCUUUGGAAGUGUUAAAUCUCCUCCCUCUUUGGCUCAGUCUCACCUUAUAAACCGCAGCUAUAUGCUAAUACCAAUAUAUGAAUAAUAUUUUAUGAAUAGGAAUCCCAAACAGAUGUUCAGUUUCACAUCAUUACAAAAGUAGCAUUAUAACCUCCCAUAGUAAUUGAGGAACUUGCCAAGUUCUGUUGUUCUGGUCUGAUCCUGUUGGAAAUGUAAGCGUGAUGAACUUGAAACCGUCCACACUAAUAAGAAUAUUAAAGCAGAGUGCUGAGAAAGUCCUCUUACUCAUCUUGAGAACAGAACCAGUUCACAGAAACUUUGAUUUUAAAACAAUCUUUUAUAAUAUGCAUUUCCUUAUAAUAAGACCAAUGGUUCAUAUGCAAAAGGUUAGUGCCACCUCAUACAGUAACUCCCAUAGUUUCUGAAAAUAUGGUUAGCUUGGAGAAACAUCAUUUUAGAUCUUCACUGUGCUCUUCUUUGGGAAGUAGGGAGUGGAGGGUGCUUCAUUCUACCUGCCUGAUGGGUAAUUUAGGCUUUUGCACAGCCAGUUGAUUCUCUUCAGCUUCUUUAUUUGUAUUAUCUCCUUACUAAUGUCUUUCCCCAAAAGCACCCUUAUGUCCAAAUGUGUACAUAUUUUUCUAAAAUGUCUUCUUCGAGACACUCCCCUCAGUUAAGAUUGAGAAAACACAUUAAUACUUCAAAAAAAAAUAAGCAUUGUUACAACUUUAACUAGAUGCUUGCCCAGAUUUGGUGGAUGUAAUUUCAAAUGAUCGUUUUUCUCUUUUACUUCCCGUAUUGAUAUUGGUGGAAAGGUGUUACAUACACAUGUUUUGAUGUUAAACUUUAGCAAAUGCACAUUUGCAUCUACACAGGGAUUAAGUUUCUACACAGAAACACAAGGAAACUGAGUAUGGUUUCUAAUUAGUUCUUGCAGGUGGCAUUAGAAUAGCACAAGAGAUGCUUCUCCUGAUAUAUUUUUAUCCUUUCACUCUCAUGUGCUAAAAUAUGAAUACAUAUCAGUCUUCAUUUGUGAAUAAAUACUGACAAGGGCUGAAUUUUAGGUGCAUUCAGUUUUACUUUACUCAAAAACUAUCUUGUGCCACUACUAUUCCACAGAUAUUUUCAUUGUAAGGAUGUCUGUUGACUAAUAAUGUGCCUUUUGCUAAGGGUUUUAAAGUAGAAUUGUUGCUUUGUAUUAACUAAACUCAUGAUUAAUGUGGGAUUAUGUUUAAAAAUUAAAAUUUGUUUGGUUCUUUAAGCAAAAAUUUUUAAAAAGUUCUUUAAACAAACGUUCUUUAAAACAAAAGUGAUAAAGUUAUAAACAAAUCAACUUGUUAUCUUUUUAUAUACAUACACUAUUACAAAGAAA